AUGGCGGAUUUUCUCCUCUUCGGCGACGUCGCCGCCUGCUGCAGCUUGGCCUCCGAGAUCUACCAGACGUUCGCCCACCAGGGCAUAUCCGACGAGUACUCCCGGCUCCGCGAGGAUCUCGACGAGCUGCGGCUCAAGUUGGAGACGGUCCAGCGCGAAAUCGGCGACGACUUUGGUUUUCUCGCCGACGACUUUGGAUCGCACUUGGACGACGUUCCGCCCCUCUGUCUGCCCCUCUGGGAUUUCAUGAAUGACAGCCUUCCGUGCCCGAGCGCGGCACCCAUCAAUUAUCAAGUCGAAGAUCCGUUUGCGUGGGUACGGCCGGAAGACAUUGCUCACGUCCACUGCCGCAUCAACAGCAUCGAGACACCCAAUCUUGACACAGCCAUGGCGACGUGCCGUGAGAUGUCCCAUGAGACGUGCCUCGAGAAUAUCGACAGCAACAAGAGCGGAAUCGCGCUCUGGCCAACCUCCACCAUACACUGCAAGCCAAUGCACAACGCUACUCGGCCCCUCUACUGCGGUGACGAUGACGGCGUCAACGAGCCCUUAGCUUAG
Sporothrix brasiliensis 5110 is the source of this 558-nucleotide messenger RNA. RefSeq lists its product as uncharacterized. The record is from RefSeq and is a predicted model, not a curated record. The transcript has 2 exons. Lineage: Eukaryota; Fungi; Ascomycota; Sordariomycetes; Ophiostomatales; Ophiostomataceae. Bases 1 to 558 code for a protein of 185 amino acids.